AUCUGGUGGAUUAGGGAGUUAGAUCAGACAAGUAAGUAACCCUCUGUCGUGAUCCCUUGUUAAAGUUAAAGGCUUCCAUUUGAUAAUCCGUAAAGGCUAAAGCAAUUAAGAAGUUCAGUUGGGCUUUGGGAUAAUGCUUGGGCUAUUUUCAGACUGGUAAGUGCUGAGUGAGGAGCCAUCGUCACCCAAUCCAAUCCAUCCUCAUCAAUCAUCGUUUCCGUUUAUUAAAGAAGGGUUGGAUCUUAGCGGGUUGAGUACGCUGUUCCCACCGUUUGAGUAGGACAACGCCCAGACAAGAGAUCAGAGCCGUAACUCCUGCGUUGAAAGUUAAGACAUUCGUUCUCAAUUACUCCUCUUGCUCGCUGUGCUGUGCUGUGCUCCUUUUGCCAAGAAGUCAAGUUUUGAGAUGGAUUUGCCCAGAUUUGUUCGUACGAAAGAAGGAGAUGGUGAGUCAAGUCCAAACCUUUAUGUGGCAAACUGUGGCCCUGCAGUGGGACUUUCAUAUGACACCAUUGCAUCUGUGUUUAGCUCUUUUGGGGAAGUCAAAGGAGUGUUUGCAGCUGAUGAAAGUGGUGUUCGCGUCAUCGUUUCUUUUCUUGAAUCAACAUCAGCUCAUUCCGCUUUCAAAGCCUUGAAUGGGCGGCCUUGUCCUCACCUUGGAGGCCGCUCUUUGCAUAUCCGUCAUUCCAUAUUGCAACCACCAUCUUCCACGGUCCAUGAUUCUGUUCCAGUCUCAUUAAUCGCUUCAGAUUUAAACAUUCCCGGACUCUACUUGUUCCAUGACUUCAUCAGUACUAAGGAAGAAGAGGAAUUGAUUCAAGCUGUUGAUAUUGGACCUUGGAAAAGCCUUUCGAAAAGGAGGAUUCAACACUACGGAUAUGAAUUUCAUUAUGAUACUAGGAAUGUUGAUGCAAAACAACAUUUGGGUGCACUUCCAUCAUUUGUUUCUUUCAUACUCAAGAGGGUUUCAUUAUUUCCAGACAUUCCUGUGAAUUUGGUUUUGGACCAAUUGACGGUUAAUGAAUACCCACCUGGGGUGGGCCUGUCUCCACACAUAGACACUCACUCAGCAUUUGAAGGAUUGAUUUUCAGCCUUUCACUAGCAGGGCCUUGCAUUAUGGAGUUCAGAAGAUAUACAGCAGGAUCAUGGAUUCCUAAAAUCGCCUCAAUAAGUGAAAUGAAAGUUGAAAACCCUAACCGUUGCACUGAGCUUUCUAGGAAGGCUAUCUAUCUUCCUCCUCGAUCUAUGCUCCUUCUAUCGGGGGAAUCACGAUAUGCUUGGCAUCAUUAUAUUCCACACCAUAAGAUAGACAAGGUGAAGGAAACUAUUAUCAGAAGGGGUUCAAGAAGAGUAUCUUUCACAUUUCGUAAGCUGUGUAUGGUUCUCUCAAAUACUCCUACCUCUGGUCUCAAGGCCAUCAACCCUCCUUCCUCGGUGUUUUCUGUGGUGAUGGUGUUUGUUUUCGGUUCCAAUGGCUGGAGGAGUUCUUUGCAUGCUUAAUGCACGCCUUCAUUCAGGCACCAUGGUCUAAGCUUAGUUCCAGUGACACAUUCAGAAGCCAAUAUAACACCUGACAGUGAGUAACUGUUCAGGCGCCAUGGAUUCCCAUUCUUUGGCCCAACACAAAGAGUGCAGUCAAGUAAGACAAGAAUGUGAAUCCCUGGACAUCCUCAGGUUUCUUUUAAAUUCCCUGAAAAUGUGCUUAGCCUCAUUCAAAGUAUCCCUGUUACCUACUUCAAAGUGGAGCUGACUCUGUGUUGAAACUAUCUGCGAACAGGGGAAUUCUCUUUGGCUUGUGCAUAUAAGCUUGCCUCUCAUGAUAAAUUACAAUUAACAUCCAAAGAGAACGGUGGGGACAUGGAUUUGAAAACAGAGGAUCUAUCCCAAGUUGCUGAUCUUUCUAUGAGAAUGCAUGCAUCAAAUACUGCCAACAAGGGUUUCUCUUAGAAGGCGAGGCAUGGAUAUUCAGGAACUGUGCCCUUUCUGCCUAACCAGAGAAUAAACAUUGGUCCAUCUGUUCAUUGAGUGCCCGAUGGUUAUGUCCUGGUGGGAACAAACGAAAAUUCCAAACCAAGAACGAUAUGAGAACCACGCCUCUUGGGCCAAAUGGUCACAAUUCAAUGCAACUUCAAUCAUUAUUUCAUUAACUACAAAUUGUCAUAGAAAGUCAUAUUCACUUUUAUUAUGGGAAAUAUGGACAACCAGAAACAAGUUGAUAUUCGACGGAAUGCUGGAUUCAGGAAGGGCAGUCGCCCGAGCCACGGAACGUGCAAGACAGUUCCAAGCGAUUGCGUGGAAAACCAAAAGAGUGCCUUUGCCCACUUUCAUCAGGGUUCAAUAGGAACCACCUCUACAAGCAUGGUACAAACUAAAUACUGAUGGCUCUUCAUUUGGGAACUCGGGAAAGGCAGGAGCUGGAGCAAUUCUACGAGAUCAGAUCCUGCAAUGGUUAGCAGGAUCAUCUCGACACAUCCCAAAGGCCACUAGCUUAGAAGCGGAGUUAUGGGCACUUAGAGAUGGUCUCAAGCUUGCUAUUGAAGUGGGAGUCCAAAAACUCGAACUGGAACUGGAUACUGCUGCGGUGAUCAACCUGAUUAACAAUUUUGACUGUCCCAAUCUUUUUCUAAACACCUUAGUUUAUGAUUACAGGAUGAUGUUAUUAGCUUCCAAAAGACCAUGACGAAGCAUAUUUUCCAUGAAGAAACAGGAGUGCAGAUGCCUUUGCCAGGCAGGAAAGUGAUGCAAGCUUGCUGGCUAAUCCUAGUUCUAUCCUUUUUGAAUCUUUUCUUUAACCACCAGAUUAUGUACUUCACUUGUUAUUAGCUGAGACUAAUGAGAUGGUGAUGUACUGAAGUAGUGUAUAAUUCUAUGCAUGACACCUUUUCCAAACAAAAAAAAAAAAGAA
Durio zibethinus is the source of this 2906-nucleotide messenger RNA. Lineage: Eukaryota; Viridiplantae; Streptophyta; Magnoliopsida; Malvales; Malvaceae. The record is from RefSeq and is a predicted model, not a curated record.